AGUAGCCGAAAUCUUUGUUUACAAAUGAUGUUUUUUUCAUAGCAACCUAUUUUUAUAUAUCUAAAUUUUGAAAUUUAAUUUCUUCUUUACGACAAAUUCACUGAUUUUAAUUAUUUACAAUCAAUGAAAUGCUUUCGCGAUCCAGGGUAUCAUCCUGGAAGCUGCAGCGAUUUCUUACAAGAUUAUUCUCAUUGGAUAAAGGAGAAGGUUGUAAAAAGGAUAUUUCAAAAUAUACGACACCUGCAAAAUUAAAAACAUGUCAGUUGGAUCCUUGUAUGAUAGAUCCAUGCAAACCAGAACCAAAUAUAGUUAUCAUAGGUGCUGGUAUGGCCGGAUUAUCAGCAGCUCAUCGAUUGGUUCAAUGUGGCUUUCACAAUUUUACAAUUUUAGAAGCGACAGAUAGACCAGGUGGUCGAAUCCAUUCUUGCUGGCUGGGUGAUGUAGUAGCAGAAAUGGGUGCCACAUGGAUUGAGGGUGGUUGUGUGGCAAAUCCAGUGUACACUUUGGCAGCACAGGAAGGUCUUCUGAAAUCGCCACUCUCCAAGUCGAAUCUCAGUCGCGGACUCUUCUGCACCAGCGAUGGUCGAGCCAUCGAUCUUCCAGUCAGCAUCACAGCAUAUCACACCUUCCGGCAAAUCGAGCAACAAGCGGCAGCUCUCUUCGUCCUUGGCUGUGGUCGUGCCCAUGGUACGUUGCUAAACUUUAUGGGCAUGAGAAUUCAGCAAGAGCUACAGAACUUCCCCGAGGAGCAACGAUAUGAUGCUGCAAGGGUGAUGUACGGCAUGACGAAUAUCGUCAAGUGUCGAUGUGGGGAUGAUCUUUCACUCGUCUCGGCCGAUCAAUUCGGCAGUUACAUCGAGAUUCCUGGUGGUAAUAUUAGAGUGCCCUUGGGAUAUGUAGGGGUGCUGGCUCCCUUGCUUCGAGAUCUACCUAGUUGUUGUGUCAGGUAUUGCAAACCGGUUAGUUGCAUUCGAUGGGGUGCAGUGAAUGAAGCAUGUCCCCGGGCCGUCGUAAAAUGCAGAGAUGGCGAGGAAUUUCCCGCUGAUUAUGUCAUCGUGACAGUUUCGCUCGGUGUUCUGAAGCAUCAGCACGCGAAGAUGUUUUUACCUGGAUUGCCCGCUGAGAAAGUCGAAGCAAUCAACAAGCUUGGCUACGGACACGUGAACAAAAUCUUCCUCGAAUACGCGAGGCCCUUCUGGGUUUGGCGUGAAGGCAGCAUCAAUUUGGCUUGGUCCGCCGAAGAGUUGGCGAAUCGAUGCGAUUGGGUGAAAGGGGUGGUGAAUGUGGAAGAAUUGCCGAAUUCUCAGCAUGUGUUGUGUGCCUGGGUAUGCGGACGCGAAGCAACGGACAUGGAACUAUGUUCCGACGAGGAAGUAGUGGAGUCAAUGACGGCGCUUCUUCGUCAAUUCACUGGUGAUACUACGUUACCCUAUCCAGCCAACAUUCUCAGGACCAAAUGGUGCAUGGAUCAAUACUUUGCCGGAGCUUACAGUUACAUGGCAAUGGACAGCAUUAUUGGUCAUCAAUGUGAUCUGGCUAGUCCGUUACCAGACUCGUGCGAAUCGAUACCUCCCAUACUUUUAUUCGCGGGUGAGGCUACUAUACCAGGUCAUUAUAGUACUGUACAUGGUGCAAGGCUCAGUGGUAUUCGUGAAGCAGAAAGAAUCAUUCAAUUGACAAAACAAUUUAAUGGUCCGCCAAAAAAAAUACCUGCCAAAUCGUGAUUCAACCAAUAAACAUAUAUGUACCUGUGAAAAGACUAUUUUGUGAUA
Nylanderia fulva is the source of this 1772-nucleotide messenger RNA. RefSeq names its product spermine oxidase. Gene Ontology annotation, molecular function: polyamine oxidase activity. NCBI's taxonomy places the organism in Eukaryota, Metazoa, Arthropoda, Insecta, Hymenoptera, Formicidae. The record is from RefSeq and is a predicted model, not a curated record.